This is a messenger RNA of Caenorhabditis remanei, 954 nucleotides long. RefSeq lists its product as uncharacterized. The transcript is spliced from 8 exons. NCBI's taxonomy places the organism in Eukaryota, Metazoa, Nematoda, Chromadorea, Rhabditida, Rhabditidae. The record is from RefSeq and is a predicted model, not a curated record. The coding region runs from base 1 to 954 and encodes 317 amino acids.
AUGUUCUUUUUCAUUACCUCUUUCCUCAUUGUAUUCUCCAUAUGUUUGAUUGGCAUUACUAAUAGUAGCACAUUAAUAGUGACCAAUGGUUCCCCCGUGUCUUACAGUAGUUAUAGUUCGUUGACUUUCGAUUGGGAUGGAUGUUUGGAUUACUGUGUAAAUGACGAAAUGUGUAUGGUCAUUUUUAACAAUGGAUCUGACACUACUUGUCAAUUAUUCAAAAUCGGAGAUCUUCAAUCAGUGAAACGGCGAUACAGUUCUGAAGUAAAAGUUGCUUUCAAAUUGAACAAAGAUAAUUCGUCGACAUGUCCGGCAAAUGAUACAUUAUCUGGGGGAGGUUAUGUACUUGGAUACAAUGAUACUCUUCGAAGGCAAUCCUAUCAUGGUUAUUCUAUCACAUAUGAUCCAGAAAACCUAAUGUGGAAUUUCAAUUCGACUGGAGUAACUAUGUGUGCAUCUGCAGGUUAUAAAAUGUCUAUCAGGCCAAAGGGACCAUGGUGUUUUUAUUUGUUCAACACUGGAGCCGCCCUAACUACUCAAGAAGAAGCUGCAUAUAACUGUUCUGUAAAGUGGUCUGGUGUUCUGAGUGGACUUGACACGCCCGAAGAAUUUCAAGCGGUGACAGUAAUGGCUAAAAAUCACGGAUAUGAUUUCUCCAGUGCUGAGAACGCUGCAUGGAUUGAUGGCAUUCGGAAAUCUGAAUGCGUUGGAAACACCUCAUGUUCUGGAUUGAGUGCAUUCACUUUCUCAGAUCCGACAUUAUCUUCUGAACCAACCGGAUUUCUCUGGAAUUCCAAUCAACCUGAUGGUACUGCAAGAGAUUGUCUCAUAUUCAAAAUUAACAGUGAUAAAAGUUAUGGAAUUGACGAUAAUUUAUGCACAAUGAGAAAUUCAACGAUUCCAAAGAUGCGUUUGUCAGGGUAUCUUUGUGGGGAAGUGCCCAAAGUUAGAUGA